Molecule: messenger RNA, 3005 nt
Organism: Zingiber officinale
Lineage: Eukaryota; Viridiplantae; Streptophyta; Magnoliopsida; Zingiberales; Zingiberaceae
Product: mitochondrial Rho GTPase 1-like
Exons: 14
Coding region: 118-2061 (647 amino acids)
Biological process (GO): small GTPase-mediated signal transduction; mitochondrion organization
Cellular component (GO): mitochondrial outer membrane
Molecular function (GO): GTP binding; GTPase activity; calcium ion binding
Source: RefSeq, a predicted model, not a curated record
CUUGCGCGUCGUUUCCAACCCUUCCCGAUUAAUGUGGGCGCCGCCUCUGCCCGCCGCCUCUACAGUCAAAAAAACCUCGUUGGAGUCCAACAGGCGUCGGUGAGAUCAACCAUCUCAAUGACGUGCGACGCAGCUGCGGCAGCCAGUGGUGGCACCGGCCAGGCGAGCAUCCAGGUCGUUGUGAUUGGGGAUGCCGGCACCGGAAAGUCCACUCUCAUUGAAGCCAUCGCCACCGAGUCUUUCGUGGCAGAAGUACCCCAUUUACUACCUCCCGUCCAUCUCCCUUCCAACUCCUAUCGCUAUAGCGUUCCCAUCACUGUCGUCGAUACUUCAUCCAGGCCCGAGUACGAGGAAAAGCUGAUCGCAGAAUGCAAGGCCGCUGAUAUUAUAAUCUUGACGUAUGCCUGCAAUUGCCGUCCCACCCUUGACCGCCUGUGUACCUAUUGGAUCCCUGAACUCCGCCGAUUGGAGGUGAAGGUGCCAAUGCUUGUGGUCGGUUGCAAGCUGGACCUUCGGGAUGAUCGACUGCAUGUUCCUCUGGACCAGGUGAUGGAGCCCAUCAUGCACCAGUUUCGGGAGAUUCAGACAUGCAUAGAGUGUUCUGCCCUCAGACAGAUUCAGAUCCCAGAAGUCCUUGAUUAUGCUCAGAAGGCAGUUUUUCAUCCAACUGCUCCUCUAUUUGAUCAGGAGACAGAUACAUUGAAGCCUCGGUGUGCAAGGGCUUUGAAAAGGAUAUUCAUCUUCUUUGAUCAUGAUAGAGAUGGUGUACUAAAUGAUGCUGAACUGAAUAACUUCCAGGUUACAUGUUUUAAUGCUGCUCUCCAGUCAUCUGAAAUUAUGAGUGUUAAGAGGGUUAUUCAAGAUAAGAUACCCGAAGGAGUUGAUGACUGUGGGCUAACAUUAAUUGGAUUUAUUUGUCUACAUGUCCUUUUCAUAGAGAGGGGCAGCCUUGAAACAAUUUGGGCAGUCUUGAGGAAGUUUGGUUAUGAUAAUUAUCUUAAGCUCAGAGAUGAACUCCUUUCAACAACGCUAAACCUUACUCCAGAUCAGACUGUAGAGCUCAGUGUUGAAGCUCUGGAUUUCUUGAAGGAAAUCUUCCAUAUGUUUGACACCAACAGUGAUGGGGUUCUGGAUCUCUAUGACAUUGAUGAACUUUUUUCAACUACUCCUGAAAACCCUUGGUCUGAACAUCCUUACAAGAACACUGCAGAAAAGAUUGGUUUUGAAGGAUAUUCGCUUGAAGGAUUUAUUUCUCAGUGGGCUUUCAUGACACUUCAAGAUCCGAAGGCUAGUCUAGCUAACCUAAUGUACCUCGGAUAUACUGGUGACUUUGCUUCUGCAUUUCAUAUAACAAGAAAAAGGCGGUUAGAUCGAAAAAAGAAACAAACACGGAGAAAUGUUUUUCAAUGUUUUGUCUUUGGUCCUAAAAAUGCAGGGAAAACUGCAUUGCUAAAAUCAUUCAUUGGAAGGAAGUUCUCAGAGAAGUAUUCUCCCACAAAAUCUUUCCGCUUUGCAACAAAUGUUGUUGAUCUUCGCAAUGGCACUAAGAGGACACUUGUAAUGCGAGAGGUACCUGAACAGGAAGUGAAAAACCUGCUUUCCAAUAAGGAGUCUUUGGCAGCAUGUGAUAUAGCUGCAUUUGUGUAUGACAGUUCUGAUGAAAACAAUUGGAAGAAAGCCAGAGAGCUGCUAGAACAAGUUGCUUCUCAUGGAGAAAACACUGGUUUUGAAGUUCCUUGCCUUGUCAUUGCUGCAAAGGAUGACCUUGAUCCUUAUUCUUUGUCUGUAGAAGAUUCAACCAGGGUAGCCUUUCAAAUGGGAAUUGAGUCACCUAUACCAGUCAGCAUGAAAUUAAGAGAUCACAAUGUCUUCUACAGAAUAGUGAAUGCUGCACAACUGCCCCAUCUAAGCAUUCCUCAGACUGAGGAUGGCAAAAGCCGCAAACAAUACCUUCGUUUUAUCAAUCAGUCUCUUGUGUUUGUCUCAGUUGGAGCUGCAGUUGCGGUUGCAGGAUUGGCUGCUUUUCGGAUUUAUGCAGCAAGAAAAAACUCCUCAGGCUGAUUACACUAAUCAUAAACGCUUCAUUAUUUAUCGCAAUGGAGAAAGGUGCUAUUCGUUCUCUUUGUAUCUUUCUCAAUUCAUCAUUUUUGGACUAGUUGUACAGAGCACUCCCAACUAUACAUGGCACCCCGAGUCAUAGUUAUCGAUCAGUACACCUCGUUAGUCUUUAUACCUGAGUUUGUAGUAUUUUUUCUCGCCUCAAGGAGUCUCUAAUAAUGUUUCAGAUGGGAUCAACUGAACAAAAACAUUGUAGAUAUAAUUCGCUCGACUCAUUUGGAUGGCUCGGGUUGCUAAAAUGUCAAUAUUCUGAUUAUUGAGUAGUUUAUACUCCUGAAGCAUGUUUGUAUACUUCUAUUGUUUACUGCGGUCUUCAUCUGUUUAACAAAUCCCUUUAAUUAGGAAGAUGUUCCAAGAGAACAAACUGCUCUUUACUUAAAGAACCUGAUGCUCUCUUUUCCUUCUUUUUCACAUAUCUUCCCUUUUGACCAACUCCACUAACUUUCAAAGUACACUAGCUUUCAAUUGUUCACUUUGGUGUCGUUGUCGGUCAACUUUUGAACCAAAAUUUGUUUCAAAAUCAUACAAGUAUCAACGUUAACCCUGAUUAAACUUCCAAACAUAUAAACCAAGAAGAACCUUGUCCUUCUUCAGGGCAUCGUCCUUUGCCACAAUAUCUAUACCACUGCAACCACAUGCUCUACGUAUACUCUUUUCUUUUCCCUUGUCAUUUUCCUCACAAUCAGUUUACCUCCUCAAGACUAUCGUGUCCUCUCUACAAACAUCUUGAUAGAAAUAAGGAUGACAAUUUUCUUCGAAUAUGAUAUUCAAUCCGAAUGAAAAAGGAUAUAAAAUCUUUUUUUUAGAUUUAAUUAAAUUAUCAGAUAAUUGGAUAUAGAUAAUAAGGUAUAUAAGUAGGUCUAGUACAAUUCUACCCAUAUUCGACC